Messenger RNA from Lasiosphaeria miniovina, 1640 nucleotides. RefSeq lists its product as uncharacterized. Lineage: Eukaryota; Fungi; Ascomycota; Sordariomycetes; Sordariales; Lasiosphaeriaceae. The transcript has 4 exons. The record is from RefSeq and is a predicted model, not a curated record. The coding region runs from base 276 to 1445 and encodes 389 amino acids.
UUUUUUUUUUUUUUUCUCGGCUUCAUUAAAAAAUACUUGGAACCCUUCCUUCCAAGAUGCCGCCGUGGAAGCGAGAAGCUGCUGUCACGCGACCACUCUGAUUGUCCAGUACCGUGUGCAAUCUCAGUCACUACACCAAGCUCCUUCUCGUUGUCGCCGAGCUUAUUGCUUUGCGGUUCCUACUUUCAUCUUCUUUUUUUGGGGUCACUUGACGCAAAUUCUCUAGCACCCGCCCACCGACCAGCGGCUAUUAGCCGUGUUACACCACCACUGAAAUGACAAGUUCCGGGGCCUGGGGCGUCGCACCGCCUGGCGUCGACCUCUCCGAGACCCAGGAUGCGGAUAUCAUCGGCUCAGUUGUCGCCAUCAUGGUCAUCGGACUUGUCUCGGUCAUUCUACGUCUGUUUACACGGCUGAUGGAGAGGGGGCCGGGGUUGGCUCUCGACGACUAUGUAAUCUUGUUCGCAGCGGUGAUGGGGGUCGGGACGGCGGCAUGCUGCCUGGCCAGUGUCCCCUGGGGCGGAGGCAAACACCUCUGGGUUGUGACGCACGAGGAGUUCACAAAGCUCUACCAGACCACCUACGCCUUUGUCAUCGUCUACAUCACCUGCAUCUCGGCGACCAAGAUCUCCAUCCUCCUGUUUUACCGCCGCAUCUUCAGCACCAAUGUGGCAUGGUAUGUCGUCCUCGGCUUGACAGUUGCCCAUUGGGCCGAGGUGACCAUCACAUGGCUCGCGGGCUGCCAGCCAAGAGAGUACUAUUGGCGACAGUACACCGACCCGACGGCGACGGGGAGGUGUAUCGACGCCCCGUUGUUCUACUUCUGCAAUGGAAUCAUUGGCUUGGUGAUUGAUGUGGCCAUCCUGCUAGUGCCCAUCCCCACCACUGAACUUGCCCACGUCCAAGAAGGUGCUGGUCGGUGGAAUCCUGCUGCUCGGCGGCUUGUGCGUAGCCUUCUCCCUCGCUCCCUCAGCCCUCCCCCCUUUUUUGUUUGUGUUGCAUCGGCAGUCCGCAUCGUCAUGAUGGACCAGCUCGUCAAGUCGGCCGACUUCACCUGGGCCAUGUCCAAAGUUUUCAUCUGGUCGUGCUGCGAGCCCUUUGUGGGCAUCGUGUGUGCCUGCCUGCCCACCUACGCGCCCCUCUUUCGCCGCUUGUGGCGCCGCGACACCACAUAUGGCUCUGAUGGACCCAGUAGUUACGUCCCGGGCCAGACAUGGAGUGCGAAGCGGGCAGAUUGGAGCAUGAGCCGGAAGCAUAAGCUAGGCGGAGCGAUGCUGUACGGGGAUGACGAGGUCGAGUUGACGGUGGAUAUCUCGGGGCAGACACAGACGCAGGGCAGCUCGCGGGUCUCUUCCAAGGGGAAGGCAAGUUCGCAAGAACAAAUCGAGUUUGAGAGUAAUGAGAUAAUGGUAAGGAAAGACUUUUCGUGGAGUAGCAGCGCUUGAUGCUCCGCCUUGAUGGAAAGGGGCGGGGGGGGAGGGGGGGAGGUUUUACAUGGAGAGCGGUGGCCAGCGUUCUUUGCGGGGAGGUCUUGUCGAUUCUAACAACUUGUUUGCUGUAUAAUACUUAUAAUACUCAUAGACUGAUCAUAGACUGAUCAUAGACUGAUCAUAGACUGAUCAUAGACUGAUCAUAGACUG